Molecule: messenger RNA, 396 nt
Organism: Toxorhynchites rutilus septentrionalis
Lineage: Eukaryota; Metazoa; Arthropoda; Insecta; Diptera; Culicidae
Exons: 1
Coding region: 1-396 (131 amino acids)
Source: RefSeq, a predicted model, not a curated record
AUGCCAAGCAAGCAAACGAACGAUGUGCUAGCCGUGGAAGAGCUGGUGCACGAAAUCCGUGAAAAUCUCCGCCUGAAAGCCAAACCCGCCCAUCAGCCAACGCGUAACUCGCGACCCUCGCCCUACCACAUACCGUGCCGAUCGUGGUCCGAGCCGGUAUGCGGCGGCAAUGGCGACAAGCGACCCAUCCGAUCCUGCAAGAAGCAGCAGCAGGAGGAGGAAACGAUAGACGAUCCGUACGAGUUCCUCCAGACGCUGCUGAAGAACAACAGCCUGGUGAAGGAGGCGGUCCGGAGGCUGCAGCACGGUCUGUCCCCCAAGCAGCGGUACUUCUACGAGAGCGACGAGGAGUCGUCCCGGUCGCCGAUCGUGAUGAUGUGUCCGCUAGAGUCCUAA